Molecule: messenger RNA, 1311 nt
Organism: Verticillium alfalfae VaMs.102
Lineage: Eukaryota; Fungi; Ascomycota; Sordariomycetes; Glomerellales; Plectosphaerellaceae
Product: sucrase/ferredoxin domain-containing protein
Exons: 1
Coding region: 1-1311 (436 amino acids)
Source: RefSeq, a predicted model, not a curated record
AUGGUGUCAGCUCGCGCCAUCUUCCGAUUCAUUUACGGAAGUUUCUACUUCGUCCUCUGCACACUCCUCGUCUGCCUGCUUCUCGUCACUCCUGGCGAUACAAUCUAUCAAGCCUACGAGAACAACCAAUGGUACAACAUCUGGUUCGUCGCUGCCGCCCUCGUCGGUAUCCUCAUCAUCGUCUCCUUCAUCUAUGCGCUACGACUGUACAAUAACAAGACCAUCCUUGCGUCAAUACCGAAGUCAUGGGUUCCGAUUGAAAAGGGAGAUGUGCCCAAACAGGUGUUCGAGAUGGUCACGGCCGCGUUGGACCGUAGCGCCAUUAUCCAGUUCGAGUCAAGGCCGCGAAUCAUCCCCAAGGUCAUGGACGACUCGCAGUCCGCAGUCUCGAACAUGUCGGAGAAGCGCGAAGAGUGUACCAAACAGGACCUCCAGCUGCUGAAACUGCGCAAGAGAGAGGAGGUCGAAGAAACGCUUGGGAUGUCUGUCGCGCCGCGACUGCCCGUCUGGGGUGAGAUUGAGCAUCGGGGAUGGUCAUCGCCGGAAUCCCUCGACCUUCCCGAUUUGCAGUACAGCACUGUGUUGUCCGAGCUGCCAAACCUCAUCGAGGCGAAAGCGCUUACGCUUGCGCCGCCGAUUCCUGAGUCCACAGCCGAGCCGCCCAUGCUCGACCCUGAUGCCAUGGCUCUUCUUGAACGACCCUACAACCUAGGUCUACGACAAUACCUUAAUCACCUCUCUGAACUAGGCGUCUUAUCGAUGGACGCCACGACAGUUGAAUUCCUUACCCUGUACGAAUACGCGCGUUUCUCCAAUCGCCCCUUGACUAAUUCGCAGUUCCGUGACACGAUGCAACUCUUUGCGCAGCUUCUUCGCAGCAUGAGGUUGUUCGAUCCCUCGAUUCUCGACCCUGAACCAGAAUUUGACGAGGAAGCGCAAGCCCCUUUCGAGAGCGACAUUGGGGAUGAUGAUCCUCAUAUUACGAACCCGUCAACGCCACGAAGCAUCUCGUCGCGCACCACGUCUAGCUCACGAUUGCGUGUGAAUUUGCCACCACGGAAUUCUUCGGCCGCCACGUGGCACCAGUACCGCACCGCACCGUCCACACUCCAGGCGCGCUCGACGGGUGCACUUUCUCACUCGUCCAGUAUGAGCAGCUUCGCGCAGAGGCGGCAGGUGCACCAUUCCCCUUCCAACGCUAGUCUCCGUUCGAAGGUGUCACAAAGCUCUGGGGCGUCCGUCAUCCGUCUCGCAGGGAGGGCGGAUGCUACAGACUUGCCGUACGUGUUGACCAUGGUGGAUUCGCGUUAA